GUAAAUGUAAUGAGGUCGGAGAUACCCAGAAGAGCUGCAGUUCGGCCCCAUGUCAUGUGCUGCCGAAGUGCGGCUUUUGCAACAGUAAGGUACAAGCAUUUGCGUGCAUUUGAGCAUGUAACCGGGCGUCGAAAUAGCCAUGUUUUCGCUGCCAAUAGCCAAAAAGCUUCACAAACAAUGCAAUGAAGGCAAGGCACCAUUACCAUUACCAUUUUAGUGAAAAAGGUUUGGAUUUGAUACAUACAGAGGAAAACUAAAGAAGAAAUCAACCAAUCUGUUUAUGGCAACAAACAAAUACAAAAACCACAAUCUCCCUUUGCCCCCCUCUUUAUAUUCCACCUUCGCCCUUUAAUGCUCUCUCUCUCUCUCUCUCCUCUUUAUGGGGUUUGCCAAUUGGGAGAUUAUGUGAGGGAAAGGGAAGGGUAAUGCCGUGUUUGAGUAGAAAUCCAUGCAUCUAUCGAAGCAUAUUCUCUCGCUCUGUUGAAGCGGCGGAGAUUAUAGGAUUCUGAGUCAAUUGGGGAGAAACCCGUAACCGCAAGGGAGAAGAGCCAAAGACCCGGAAAUCACUCGACGAUGGAAGAGUCAUUUGAAGUUCAUUCUGAAGAUAAUAGACCUCCAGAGAAAAACAAGAAAAGAAGGCUCAAAACACCAUCUCAGGUCAAGGCUUUAGAGCAAUUUUACAGCGAACACAGAUAUCCCUCAGAGAAAAAGAAAUCACAACUGGCAGAGUCCUUAGGAUUGACAGAAAAGCAAGUUUCUGGGUGGUUUUGCCAUCGAAGGUUGAAGGACAAGAAAUCAUUAUAUGGUGAAGCAUUUGCAAGUGGAAGACAUGAUCAUUCAAGUGGUAUUAUACAGGAUCAUGGCAGUGGGCAUAGACAAGAUUCUUGUGGCAGCACCAAACAAGGGGAUAACAGGCAUUGUGAUCCUAGGGAGGUAGAAAGUAGAAGGUUUAGUGGCCAAGAUAAUUCACCUACUGACCUUGCAUAUGACCAUGGGCAUCGUCAAGAUGGAAAUUUUAGUGAUGCAGAUGGUACAUCUUCAGAAAGGAGCUUGCCUUUACAACAUAGGCCUCAUCAUCAAAAUGAGGCUCAUCUUGAUAUGGCUACUUCAGCUUACCUAAAAUCUAAUGAAAAUAUUGUGCCAAUUAAUUUGAUGGGCACAAGAACCAGAACUGGGCCCUCAGGAUAUCUAAAAGUGAAGGGUCAGGUUGAACAUCCGGCUAUUAUUGCUGUUAAGAGGCAGCUGGGGAGUCAUUAUCUGGAGGAUGGUCCACCACUUGGUGUUGAAUUUGACCCGCUUCCACCUGAUGCAUUUGAGUCUUCAAUUACUGAUCCAGACAAUGAACCUUACCACCUUGGUGAUCAAGAUCUACAACAUUCACCAGAUGCUCCCAGAACCCAUAUCAAGCCUAAGUCUGGUGUGAGGUGUGAAGGACACAAUUCCAAGAUGAUCUCACAUGACUCGGAUUUUCAUGUGACUAGCUUUAGGGUUAUGCCUGGGUCUGAUUAUCGUGAAAAUUGUUUCACCCACCAAUCUAGCCCAAAGCCUCUUUUACAGAACCAUAGUAAUUAUCCUCCUGGAUGGAAUUUACCAAUAGGAAUUGAUGAAGGUUUUCCUCGGGAAAGGUCAGUUUAUGAUGGCAGCAGGCCUGGUAGGAUGAGGGCUAAACAUGAUGUUCAAGGAAGGACUUUGGAUUCUGUUUCUAGCCACCAUCUGCGUCCCUAUAGCCAGAAAGUUACUGGUGGACAAAGAGAGCCUUUAUGGUUCAAAUCUGAAGAUGCAAGUCCAGGGGAAUCUAAAUAUCCAGAUAUAACAUACAAGCGGAGCAAUUCUCUUAAGAUGGAGGAUGGAAGGCUUUCUAAAAGGAUGACCAAGGUUGCUAAGAGGGAGCAGGAUGGGUUUCCAAAGAAACAGUUUGCAGGGAAAGCAUCGAUGGCGGAGACAGCACCAUGGACAAAUCACAAGAAAAGAUCUGCAGCGGAGAUGCCGUCGAGUUUCAGCGAGGAUGAAACCGCAGAGACUUGUUCAUCAGAUGACUGAGAAAGCAGCCAGCAAGGGAGACAAAAAUGAAGAACCCUAUUUGGUUGUACAGUUUGUGGAAAAAUUGUGUUUUGCAAUUAAAAUGCAGGAGUGGAGGGGGAAGCUCUUUUGGUGGGAGGAUUGUGAGUAGCAAGCAACACACAGAUUGAUGUUUCUGUAAAUUGCUGCAACCAAUUUGUUUACUCUUGACUAGUCCCCUUACCCUUCAGCGCUUACCUGUC
Molecule: messenger RNA, 2261 nt
Organism: Diospyros lotus (date-plum)
Lineage: Eukaryota; Viridiplantae; Streptophyta; Magnoliopsida; Ericales; Ebenaceae
Product: homeobox-DDT domain protein RLT1
Exons: 7
Coding region: 574-2040 (488 amino acids)
Molecular function (GO): DNA binding
Source: RefSeq, a predicted model, not a curated record